Molecule: messenger RNA, 1113 nt
Organism: Colletotrichum karsti
Lineage: Eukaryota; Fungi; Ascomycota; Sordariomycetes; Glomerellales; Glomerellaceae
Product: alpha beta hydrolase fold-3 domain protein
Exons: 3
Coding region: 1-1113 (370 amino acids)
Molecular function (GO): hydrolase activity
Source: RefSeq, a predicted model, not a curated record
AUGUCUGCCCAAUCUCCCGUAGUCAUACUCUGGAAAGACGCCCUUAGUGCGGCCACCAUGGGAGGUGCGCUCAGCGCCGCCUUUGGCUCUCGACGCGGGCUCACGAUUCUCGCCAACAUGUAUGGCACUUCCUUCAUCGGUAUGGGCGCCGGUGCAAUGAUGGUCCCAAAGGACUUAUUCGCCCUUUUCAAAUGGAGCUAUCCUACCGAGCCCUCAGCCCAAGAGGUCGUCGACCGCGUCAUGAUGGGUUACGGUGCUCGCGACAUAUUCAUGGGCGUCGCCAUGUACGCCGUUACACUCUUCGGAAACAGCAGGACACUUGGCGCCAUCCUCAUAUCCAACUUCCUGCGCGACAACUCAAAGCUCCAUCUCGGCGGCGCCGACAACUUCACUUCUGAGCGUGCGGAACAUCUCAAAGUCUUUGGCUUUCAUUCACUCGACGAGUCACUACGAGCACCAAUCGAGCGCGUCGAAUUCACAGCUGUCCGCGGCCCUCAUGGCACCAUUCCGAUCCGCAUCUUCUACCCAUCCUCUGGCAAGCAGGUCCGCGACGACGGCGACUCUGCCGCGCUUGUGUACAUGCAUGGCGGCGGCUACACCGUAGGCUCCGUGGACGAAUUCGAAAACGGCCUCAGAAUUGUUGCAGAGAACAGCGGCGCGAUAGUCGUCGGGGUCGAGUACCGCCUAGCACCUGAAUGGAGUUACCCGGUCCAGCUGGAUGAGUACGACGCUGUCAUCGACUGGUUUCAAGGGGAUGAGGGGAAUAAACGAGGUGUUAAUGGGGACAAGGUCUGCGGUGGAGGCGACUCGGCUGGUGGUAACAUGACGGCAGCGCUGGCUCUUCGCAGAAAAGACCAGAAGAAGAAGCCCAUGAAGGCGUGCAUGCUGUUGUACCCUGAAGCCAGGCUUCCGUUCGACACCAAAGCUGCCGUUGAGAACAACUCCGGUUUUUACCUAGAGUGUAACGGCAUAUUCGGGUUCGCAGCUCACUAUGCUACCCGAGGUGUGCCCCCAAGCCACCGCUACAUAUCUCCCGGAAUGCAAGAAGUGGAGGACUUUGAAGGGCGUCCCUGCCAGUGCCGUAUUCACUUGUGGCUUCGACCCGCUGCGUGA